ACAGUGUAAGCCGGCGGCACCGCGACUCGGCUCCUGUGGUCCGUUUUCUCAGGCUGCCUGUUCAGGUAAAGGGCUCCGGGUGGGCUCUGAGGGGCCGAAGAGGGACCCUCGCUGGGAAGGCGGGCGCGGAAGGGGUCGCCGGCCUCGCUGCUGGCUUUCACGGAUCUGGGGUGAGUGCUGUUUAGACUGCCUUUUUGUACUGAAUUCACUCGGAUCCCGUCAAUAUCAGGACGGCAUUGGUUUACACUUCUUAGUCACUUCGGGCCUCUGGCAGGUGUAUAAAUUGGAGUUAAUUCGCUGAAGGGUUUAGUCUGGGGCGCCGGCGUCUCCCCAUUCCCACUGGGUCGGGGAGACUCGGGGGUGCGUCUUGCGGUUGCCCCCGCUGGGCAGACCCUGCGCGCUCUGGGGCGCGGAUCGAGGGGGAGGGCACGGCCGCUGAGAGGAGCCUUCCGGAGGACCCGUGUUCCGGCUGCAGCCCAGAAGUUUGAAAGCUGAUUUCAGUUUAACUUUGAAGUCGUCGCCUUCCUCCCCGCCGGCCCGAGAAGCGCCCGCCGCGUUUCCCCGGCUCUUCUCGGGUCGAGCCUCCGAGCCUCGCAGGACGGUCUUCGCGGGAAGGAUUUUUUAGACUGAGGAGCAAUUGGAGCUAAUCCACAUCAUGGAAAUGGAAACCACCGAACCUGAGCCAGACUGUGUAGUGCAGCCUCCCUCUCCUCCUGAUGACUUUUCAUGCCAGAUGAGACUCUCUGAGAAGAUCACUCCAUUGAAGACUUGUUUUAAGAAAAAGGAUCAGAAGAGAUUGGGAGCUGGAACCCUGAGGUCUUUGAGACCAAUAUUAAAUACUUUGUUAGAAUCUGGCUCACUUGAUGGGGUUUUUAGACCUAGAAAUCAGAGUGCAGAAGAGAGCAGCUUACAUGAAUCUAUGGUGAAAAAACCUUUGGAAAUCAAUCCAUCGUGUCCACCAGCAGAAGACAGUAUGUCUGUCCUGAUUCCUGAUGGAACAAAUGUCGGGGGCCAGAUACCAGAAGCCCAUCCUACCACUGAUGAUCCUGAACAAGUGGUUCCAAUCCAGGAUCAUAGCUUUCCACCAGAAACCAUCAGUGGGACAGUGGCAGAUUCUACAGCAGGACACUUCCAGGCUGACCUUUUGCACCCAGUUUCAAGUGAUGUUCCUGCUAGUCCUGACUGCAUAGACAAAGUCACGGAUUACGUUCCAGGGGUUUUCCAAGACAACAGUUUUACAAUCCAGUACAUUUUGGAUACCAGUGAUAAGUUGAAUACUGAGCUCUUUCAGGACAAAAGUGAAGAGGCCUCCCUUGACCUUGUGUUUGAGCUGGUGAACCAGCUACAGUACCACACUCACCAAGAGAACGGAAUUGAAAUUUGCAUGGACUUUUUGCAAGGCACUUGUAUUUAUGGCAGGGAUUGUUUGAAGCACCACACGGUCUUGCCGUAUCAUUGGCAGAUCAAGAGGACAACUACUCAGAAGUGGCAGAGUGUAUCCAAUGAUUCCCAGGAGCACUUGGAAAGAUUUUACUGUAACCCAGAGAAUGAUAGAAUGAGAAUGAAGUAUGGAGGACAAGAAUUUUGGGCAGACUUGAACGCCAUGAAUGUGUAUGAAACAACUGAAUUUGACCAACUACGAAGGCUGUCCACACCACCCUCUAGCAAUGUCAACUCUAUUUACCACACAGUCUGGAAGUUCUUCUGUAGGGACCACUUUGGAUGGAGAGAGUAUCCUGAGUCUGUUAUUCGAUUGAUUGAAGAAGCCAACUCUCGGGGUUUGAAAGAGGUCCGAUUUAUGAUGUGGAACAACCACUACAUUCUUCACAACUCAUUCUUCAGGAGAGAAAUAAAAAGGAGACCCCUCUUCCGUUCCUGUUUUAUACUGCUUCCAUAUUUACAGACACUUGGUGGUGUUCCCACACAGGCACCUCCGCCUCUUGAAGCAACCUCAUCAUCACAAAUCAUCUGCCCAGAUGGGGUCACCUCAGCAAACUUUUACCCUGAAACUUGGGUGUAUAUGCAUCCAUCUCAGGACUUCAUCCAAGUGCCUGUUUCUGCAGAGGACAAAAGUUAUCGAAUCAUUUAUAAUCUUUUUCACAAGACUGUGCCUGAGUUUAAAUAUAGAAUUUUGCAAAUACUGAGAGUCCAAAACCAGUUUCUUUGGGAGAAAUAUAAAAGGAAAAAGGAGUAUAUGAACAGGAAAAUGUUUGGCCGUGACAGAAUAAUAAAUGAGAGACAUUUAUUUCAUGGAACAUCCCAGGAUGUGGUAGAUGGAAUCUGCAAGCACAACUUUGACCCUCGAGUCUGUGGCAAGCAUGCUACAAUGUUUGGACAAGGCAGUUAUUUUGCAAAGAAGGCAAGCUACUCGCAUAACUUUUCUAAGAAGUCCUCCAAAGGAGUCCAUUUCAUGUUUCUGGCUAAAGUGCUAACUGGCAGAUACACGAUGGGCAGCCAUGGCAUGAGAAGGCCCCCUCCCGUGAAUCCCGGAAGUGUCACCAGUGACCUGUAUGACUCUUGUGUGGAUAAUUUCUUUGAGCCUCAGAUUUUUGUCAUCUUCAAUGAUGACCAGAGUUACCCUUAUUUUGUUAUCCAGUAUGAAGAAGUCAGUAACACUGUUUCCAUUUGAAAAAUCUUGGUACUGAUAAAUUAUUUGUAUAAACUCAAUCCAGCAUUUGUAGCAGGUUUUGGAUGGGUGGGCCAGAGUGGGGAACAGCAUUGACAUUAAUAGGGCACUUUUAAGACCCAUUUUUUUUAAGUUGCUAGAAAGUGAAAAUUUUUUUUUUAAGGAAAAACACAAGUUUUAAAAUGACCACUUAUUAUUUAAUUAUUUACUAAUUGUUGUUAGUGUACUCAGUGUGGAAAAGACUACAGAUUGCAUACUCUUUUCAUUCACACCUGUACAUAUAGGCAGCAGUGUUAUUGGAAGCAUUUUUUAUAAAGAAACUGAACAGCCUAACUAAUUACAUGUGGCUUAAGCCUGGUAGAAGUUUGGCCAAAUGAAACGGAGGCUGUGAGCAAAGUGAGGAUUCUGUUUAUUUACAAAGAUUAAAACUGAGUGGAACUAGUACUACCAUAUUUAAUCCCUGUGCAAAGCAUCACUGCUGUGCUGUAGGAUAAGUUCAUGACAUUCUGGUGGGUGGAAAGAAAUUUCUAUUUCUAUCAGCAGGACUGAAAUAUGUCACCCAACCAGAGAACAUCAAUGACUUUAACUGUUCUGCAGAGUUUACCCGAGAACUCAGAGUUCUGUUUAGAGGAAGUAAGAAAGAAAAAAAAGGAACCAUUUGAAAAGUUUGUCACAACCAAAAUUUUUCAUUAACUAGUUCUCUGAAAUGUGAUUCUCGUGUUAAACUUCAGCAUUGGAAAACUCAGUCUCUUUCAUUAUCAUCCCACCCCAGUUUGAAGGAGUUGCGUAUCUAAUUUGGUUAAAGCCAGUCUGGAGAAUUAGAAGUAUUACUUUAUUUUAGGGUUCCAGACCUAGGCCCUGACCGAAGGUUUUAGAGAAAGGAAGUACGUCUGUAACUGAAUUGGUCAGGUUUUUUACUGUGCUUUGCACAAAGUAGACCCUCAAAAGAAGUCUUUGUUGACAUGGAAAUAUUGUUCAAGGUGGAGCUCCCACCCUUCCGCCUGCUCUGCCAGGUGCAGCUGGGUUCCCUGGCCAACUCUGUAUCUUACACUACUUCACAGAAACACAGACUUGGAAAUUGUGCCCCUGGCCCAGCAGGAGCAGUGUUAGGUGAACAUGCCACUGCCUCAGCUCAGAGAGGCAGCAGCUUGGUGUACUUCGCCUUAAGUAAAGCAAGUGGACCUGGAUUUAUAAAAGCAGUAGUGGUUAUUCACAGAAGAAUUCACCACGAAUUCUUUCAGGUACCAAGCUCCCCUAGUAUGUUUGUGGUUAUUUCAUUUACACACAACCCUUCAGGAACUUCUGUGUUGUUGAAAGCAAGAUCUAUCUAUCCUGAUGUCUCAGUGACUCGGCCUGUUUAAGCACUUACCAGGGCUUCCACACAGUAAUUUAUUUUGCCCUAGUAGAUCUUGUUGUUUGCUGCCAUUGGCAUGAAGCAGCCAACUGAGGCUGGUACAGUUGUCCUUUCAUUCAAUUGUAACUUGUAAACCAGUGAUUCCCAAUCUUUUUCAAGUUAAGAUACCUUACCGUUGCUUAUUUGAUUUUAUGAGACUUGUUCCGUUUUUUUCUCCCUAAAGAAAAAAAAAAGCUUUAUGACAUAUUUAUUUUUCUAAUAAAACUGAGCAAAAAUAAAAGUUCUGGUAAUUCUUUAAAA
Lagenorhynchus albirostris (white-beaked dolphin) is the source of this 4280-nucleotide messenger RNA. It is a transcript of the gene TIPARP, whose product is annotated as TCDD inducible poly(ADP-ribose) polymerase. Lineage: Eukaryota; Metazoa; Chordata; Mammalia; Artiodactyla; Delphinidae. The coding region runs from base 656 to 2629 and encodes 657 amino acids. Gene Ontology annotation, molecular function: NAD+ poly-ADP-ribosyltransferase activity; metal ion binding. The record is from RefSeq and is a predicted model, not a curated record. The transcript has 6 exons.